GCGGUCGCGGCAGCCUGCGGGCCUCAGGCCGCGAGCCCCGGGGCGGCGGCGCGGGCCGCCAGCGGCCGCAGCGCUGCACGGGCGAGCAAGCGGGAGAUGCCGAAGCUGCGCGGGGAAGCCUUCUGGAGGGAGACGCUGCGGAGCGCCCACUACGUGGUGGCGCCCAUGGUGGACCAGAGCGAGCUGGCCUGGAGGCUGUUGAGCCGCCGCCACGGCGCCCAACUCUGCUACACACCGAUGCUGCACGCCCAGGUCUUCCUCAGGGACGCCAACUACCGCCGCGAGAACCUUUACGACGAGGCCUGUCCCGAGGACCGCCCGCUCAUCGUGCAGUUCUGUGCCAAUGAUCCUGAAGUGUUUGUCCAAGCAGCACUGUUGGCUCAGGAUUACUGUGAUGCCAUAGACCUAAAUUUGGGUUGCCCCCAAAUGAUUGCAAAGAGAGGUCACUAUGGAGCAUUCCUGCAAGAGGAGUGGGAUCUUCUUCAGAGAAUGAUUUUACUGGCUAACGAGAAGCUCUCUGUUCCCAUCACAUGCAAAAUCCGCGUUUUCCCAGACAUUGACAAGACAGUGAAGUAUGCACAGAUGCUGGAGAAGGCUGGCUGCCAGACAGAGGAAACAGGAUGCAGACAGAUUUUGUGUGUUUGCAGCCCUAGGCUACAGCUGCUGACUGUGCAUGGCCGUACUAAAGAACAGAAAGGACCACUUGCUGGCGUAGCAUCUUGGGAGCACAUUCAAGCUGUAAGAAAAGCUGUAAACAUUCCUGUAUUUGCAAAUGGAAACAUCCAGUGUCUCAGUGAUGUGGAAGAAUGCAUCCGUAAGACAGGAGUACAUGGUGUCAUGAGUGCAGAAGGUAAUCUUCAUAACCCAGCUUUGUUUGAGGGCCGGAACCCAUUGGUGUGGGAGAUGGCUGAGGAGUACCUGGAGAUUGUGCGGAAGUACCCUUGUCCAUUGUCUUAUGUUAGGGCUCAUCUCUUCAAGCUCUGGCAUCACACGCUUCAAGUUUACCAGCAGCUGCGUGAAGAAUUAGCAAAAGUGAAGACUCUAGAGGGCAUUGUAGAUGUCAACAGGGAGCUGAAACUGCGAUGCCAGGUACCAAGAUGGGCUCUAAUCUCGCAGAACAGCACUGCCUGCACUUGGUGGCAAUGUACCAAGAAGACUGACUGUAACUCUAUGCUGCAGGAAGAAAUAGCUAAUCAGAAAGAAGGAGAAAAGCCAAAAGAAGGGUUGCCUUUUUUCCACUGGAUCUGUCAGCCAUACAUCAGGCCAGGGCCAAAGGAGAGAUGCAGGGAGAAUGGAGAUAGUGGAACUGAAAAAGGUGUGCGAGGAAAACGUGCUCUGGAAGAAGAGGAAGAUGGAAAUUCUGAGCUUCUGUCAAAGAAUAAACAAAAAAAGAAGUUAAGAAAUCCAAAUAAAAGCUUUGAUCCUUCUUUAAAACCCAAGUAUGCAAAAUGUGAUCAAUGUGGAAACCCUAAGGGCACUAAAUGUGUGUUUAACAUGUGCCGAGGAUGCUGUAAGAAAAGAGCAUUCAAGGAGGUGGCAGAUUGUCCAGGUCAUGGAUUACUUUUUAAGACCAAGUAUGAAAAAUCCCUUUCAUGGCAGCACAGUCAAAGAGGAAUUCAGACCCCAGAGAUCAGUCAGAGAGGAGAUGCAGAGGUGGGGGAGACAGCAGUGCUGAAGGAGGCUGGUGACAGUACAGGGUGAAGCUUUGGAAAUGAACAGUCCAAGAGCUCCUGCCAGACCACUACACUACUUCCCUGGGCCAAAGAAUGUGUCAUUUCCAGCUCACUGUCAGCUGUGUGAACUUCUUCCACAUAAUUAAGUUCUGGAAAAGUUUUAUUUAAGUAAAAAACUGCUUACUCAGGGAAUUAUCCUGCAUUUGAAAUAAAAGAGAUGCAAUUAAAUGUCUAAUGCUGUA
Messenger RNA from Agelaius phoeniceus (red-winged blackbird), 1915 nucleotides. Lineage: Eukaryota; Metazoa; Chordata; Aves; Passeriformes; Icteridae. The record is from RefSeq and is a predicted model, not a curated record.